Molecule: messenger RNA, 7857 nt
Organism: Trichoderma citrinoviride
Lineage: Eukaryota; Fungi; Ascomycota; Sordariomycetes; Hypocreales; Hypocreaceae
Product: beach-domain-containing protein
Exons: 5
Coding region: 1-7857 (2618 amino acids)
Molecular function (GO): protein binding
Source: RefSeq, a predicted model, not a curated record
AUGGCGACUCUUCCCACACGAUUCCGAUCGUCGACGUCGGCGUCCACUUCGGCGAACACGAACCCGAAAUACCUACAAGUCUUACAGACGCUGCUCGAUGACCUCACCCGCCAGCAGACGGCUCGGAACGAUGAUGGCUACCCCGAGAUCUCGACGAUUGUCAAGGGGCUGCGGAACAUUGCUCAGCUGAUAGCUUCCCCCCCCAUGCCCUCGAAUCAAGAUGCCUUUCGCCAUGCUGGGGGCUUCGAAUGCAUCCUCGACGUCCUGCGCGGCUUUGCCGGCUAUCACGACCCGCGGAAGCGGACCCAGGCCGAGAUGAUGUCAUUAUUCAAGCUGCUCGGAGCAUUCCUGAACGUCUUGUCAGCUGCCUUCCGCGACCACUCUGGGAACAAGAGAUUCUUCCGAUACCGAGUCGCAGGGGGCGGCUGGGAAGCCCUGGAGCAGAUCAUUGCGAGCAUUGGCCUGGGAGGGGCAGAGCCCGAUGCUUGGGUUAGCUGCCAUGUCUUUGGAAAGCUUCUCGCCUUCUCUCUGGACGACGAAGCUUUGGAUUUGCUCUGCCAAUCCAUCGCAAAGGCAUUGCGUGCGGAAACCGAAACCGAGGCCAGCCAGGCCGACGCCCCUGAGAACCCCGAAAAUGAUGCCGAGGACGGGGCCGACGAACAGUGGGACCUUGUGCUUGCACGCUCAGUGACUAGCAUUGGGCCGAGUGUGCGAGAAGUGGUCACCCCCAAGACGAUCAUACGCCAUCCAGAGCUGCUCAGGGCUGUCGUGAGCUUCUGGCGCGCCAUCCCGAGAUCAGAGAACUCGUCGCCAAGCCCAUCAUCCCUCAUCGUGCUCGAGACUAUCCUUAGCGCAGCGUCUGUCUCAAUCUACAACCGCGCCGCCAUCCACUCAACAGGCGUUCUCUCGCAGUUUCUCGAGUCUGCUUUCUCAUCCCAAUCCAACCUCGCAAAGGCGGAACGCGACAAAGUGCUGGACCUAUGCCGACUGCUUAUGCACCUUGGCGUGAACCAACCCGCCGAUGUUCAGUUCCUACUGUCGGCGCCAGGCCCAGAGGCGGCCAGCUUCUUCCUGGAGAUGACGUCGAAAUACACUGGCCCUCCUUUCUUCCAGUUUGACCUCUCAUUACACGGGCAUUCUUCCCUGGAGCUACCGACUCUGGGCCGCCCAUUCCCUCCCCAGUCUACGGCGGGAUACACCUUUGCGGCCUGGAUACGUGUCGAAUCGUUCGAUCCGACUGCGCAUACUACCAUCUUUGGCGUCUUCGAUUCUACGCAAACGUGCUUUGUGCUAAUGUACUUGGAACGGGAUACUCACAACUUUAUCCUUCAGACUUCAGUCUUCUCCAAUAAGCCUAGUGUGCGAUUCAAGUCGAUAACGUUCCGUGAAAAGAAGUGGUACCACAUCGCCGUUGUUCAUCGCCGACCCAAGACAAUAACAGCCAGCAAGGCCUCUCUCUACGUGAAUGGGGAGUUUGCGGAACAGAUUCGCUGCAACUACCCGCACAUGCCUCCACUUGCGAACGGGAGCACGGAGACAUUUGCCUCCUUCAACUCCAAUCACAACAAGCACAACCCCGUCCAGGCGUUCCUCGGGACCCCUCGCGAUCUGUCGAACCAGAGCGGCCCGGGUCUUGUCUUUUCGAGGUGGUCCUUGGCAUCCGCCUAUCUGUUUGAGGAUGUCCUUAGUGAUGAUUACAUUGCAGUUCACCAUGCCCUCGGACCACGCUAUCAGGGCAACUUCCAGGACACAUUGGGCGGCUUCCAGACGUACGAGGCCUCGGCUAUGCUGGGCCUGCGCAAUGAGAUUGUUCAUUCCGGUAAGGACGAGAACUCUGAUAUCCUCCGGGCCGUACGCGACAAGGCAAGCUCGCUGCUUCCAGAGUCCAAGAUCCUCCUCGGCAUUCUCCCAUCCGCCACCUUUCCCGAAAAUGUGCAAUACCUCGACACUGGCGUUCUCCGUGCCCUCCCUCGCUCAUCCACGCGCAAUCUGUUCCGCAUGUCAAGCAAGGAGGGAUCGCCACUGGCCAUCAACUGCGCGGUACCGAGUCUCACGGAUGCCUUGUUUAGGGCACAGGGUAUUGCCUCUUUUCGAGGGACGCCAAUUGUGGCUGUCCCGUCCUACUUUGAUGAGAAUCUGUGGCGUCUGGCCGGCUUCACGCCAUUGGCCCUGAAGCUGCUGGAGAAGGCGACAACUGUCGAGGAGACCGUCCACGCCAUUGAGAUCAUGUUCCACUGCAUCCGCAGGAAUUGGAGAAAUAGUGAAGCCAUGGAGAGGGAUAACGGAUACAGCAUCUUGGGCAUGCUCCUGCGGUUCAAGAUUGGACAUUAUUCUGGCGCCGCAAGCGACAAUGCGCAAAUUCCUCGGCUCUCAGCAUCUAACGAGGAGCGCGAGAGCCUUGCCUUCAGGGUCCUCAGCCUGGUGCUGGGCUUUGUCGGCUACAAUCAUGCAGAACCCAUUGAGUCUUUCAUCAUCAACCCCUUAGCAUAUCGCAUCCUCUUGAUCGACUUGGAUAUCUGGCGCAAGUCAGGGCCACGCGUCCAGGAACUCUACUAUAAACAAUUCGUGACCUUUGCCGUUAACAGUAAAUUUCAUGACUUCAACAGUAGGAGGUUGUUACGGAUGAGAAUUGUAAAGCGGCUGCUGGACGCCAUGAAGGGCGAGGCCAUUUCUGAAGAAGUCGUGCCCCAGUUCAUGGGAGCUUUCGAAGCCCUCGUGAGAUCGAAUCUGAGCCAAGAAGUCAUGCGAUCCUUGUCACUCUUCAUUACGUACGCAUUUCACCUGCCCGUAUCCGUGGGUUCGCGGACUCCAAGACUCUCUUUGGCCACUUCGCGAUCCAGCACUCCCGGCCCCUUCAAGCGAGGAGCUGCGGAUGGGAGCGAUAACAACAGCCCGUCCAGCGGUAGUCGAACCGUGUCGAAAAAGCAGCUUGGAACCAAGGUUUUGAGCCUUUACUCCAGAAUCCUCUGCGAGAGAGGCAACUUCAACAACAUCAAGAAGUUUGCAAAGACUGUCACGAACAAGUGGCUUCUCUAUCUCCUUGCCGAUGAUGAUCCCGAGACUGUCGUCCAUGGUUGCAAAAUCCUAGCCCGCCUUCUUGUUGUCCACGGAUCGGCUUAUACAUCGAAAUUCGCUGGCAAGUCUGGCGGAUUCACCAUCAUGGCGAACCGGCUGAAGAGGUUCUGGGAUGUCCCUCCCUUGUGGACCAUCUGCUUCUGCAUCUUAUUCGGGCAAGACGUGGCCGAUAUUAAUUUUGACAGCAGAUCUGACUUCCUUUCGCUGGCUGAAAGGUUUGACAAGCGCAAAGUUGUCUAUCCCGAGUCACUGGUUGUCAUCACAUCGAUGCUUCAACAUGGCCUGAAGGAUGUGAUGAAGUACCAAGAAGACCCAGAUUCUCCUGCAACCAAUCUUUCGCCGUCUCACGCCAUGGCUAGACCCGUGACUGCCUACGACUCAAGACCGAGAGCGAGCUCCGCGGACCUCGUCAGAGCGUUGGAACCUAGGAUGACACUGUCUCGAGAGAAAGUAGGAGCACAUGCUGGCUUCCUUCAGAACGCCAUCCAAGUCCUGCGAGAUCUACACGAGCGGUCUGCCGAAUUCCGAGACUUUGCUCUGUCGUCCGAAUGGCUUCGCCUGCUCUUGGCGGCUCUGUAUCCCAUCAUAGUCAGCGCCGAUGCUGUCACUCCUGACGUGGAACUGAACUCACGAGACUCUGCUCUGACCUUUGAGGGCAGCGAUGUCAUUAUCCGGCCCAUGGGCGGGAGCUCUGUGCCAGCGCCCAUUGUCAGAACGACUAAUAUUGAUCUUAUGCCGUCGCCGCAGUCUACGCCGCCCAAGGGCACGCCCUUGAGACGAGCGUCGUCUUUCGUCCUCCUGACUGCCCAAAAGACUGCCGCUGAGCCAAGGCUCUCCGUCCCUUCGACGAAGCCUCUUCCCCAACAGCAAAAGGUGCUCGGUAGUAGCAUCGGUGAUUCUAUCGUGGAUGGUAUUACCGACUUGGUUAUGCAUGUGUUCAUGGACCAAAUCUUCGUUCGCAAAGAGUUUUCGGGAUUCGGCCUCUUCAUUAAAAUGCCUCCUGGCUUCCAAGAGCACCAGGCAUAUUUCGAAUCUUAUAUCUUGAAGAGGACAAUAUCCGAAGUCACGAAUGUAAUCCAGACGAGGCUUGAGGGAAUUUGCGAGCCGAGGAUUCUAACAAACCUUGGCCGGCUCUGUACCCAUCUAUGUGAAGCAAUCUUUGAAGGCUGGUUUCUGAACGGAGCAGAGGCCUUGAUUGACUUCAACGGCAUGCUCUUGGAAUUCUUACAACGACCCGAAAUCGCGGGACUGAAAAGCGUUCGUCUGUGCAGCCCGGCUAUAUCGACGAUCCGCAGCUGUCUCUUGAGGACGGUCCUGCUCCGGCUUUCGGACCUCGACAGCCGGCAAACUUCGGAAUCAGAGGCCAAGGAGUUUAUGAACAAGCUUGCCUAUUGGCAAAUGUCGAUUCUUGGCUGUCUGGGAGCUGACGACGACUACUUGAAGCUGCUUUGGUACCAGCUUUACACAAAGCUUAUCGACGACAAAGCCUCGAUUCGUACCGCCGCGGCCAAUUUUCUGCGCAUCAUUCUCGUGCAAAAGCCCGAGGAAUCGAUUGCCCUGAUUCGCUCAUCCUCUGCCCCCGACCAGAGGCAGAUUGUUCGCGAUUUCCAAAAGCUGACAGAGAUGGACGACGAGGCCUUUGUCCUCUGGGUGGACAAGCAUAGACCAGCACUGGACAUGCUCUUCUUUGGCGGCAUGUCGAAGACGUGGGAAGAUUUCGUCAGCGCAGAGAACCACCGCACGAUAGAAUCCGCAAAGUCGCGCCUCGCAAAGCGAAAGGAGAAGCUCAAGACUUGGAAUGUAGAGGUCAUUGGAGCGGAGAAGACUCUCAUCAGCCAUGAUAUUGGUAACAGCGCAUGGAUGAAGAGCAUCUACAGCGGCGAAUACUACAAGUAUCAGCGUCUCAUGCAGGAUCAGCAGGACGACUUGGCCUUUCUCAUGGCGGGCUACAGAAAGAUGGAGCGGGAUUUGCAGCGGCCUGGGGCCGUGUUCAGCAUACCCACGGCACCGAAGUGGAAGCUGGAUCGAACAGAGGGGCGAAACCGCAUGCGCUUGCGUCUUCUUCCCGACUACCCGGUUGGCGAGGACAGAUAUCAGCCCAAGGCCAAAGGCAGCCUGUCGUCGUCCACCGUGCCCUCUUCUACCGCUGCCACUACCGCAGCAGCUUCCGGCAAUAAUGCCUUGAGCACGACUCCAACCUCGAGAGAUGCGACAGGCGCAGGAAGCCGGCCGCCCACGCGCUCGAGCGCCUUCUUGGAUGGUGCCAACGACAAUGAUGCCGCAGCGCUGACCAUGGAGCCCGACUCGACUGCCGACAACCCCGACACCGGGCUCACGGCAGAGGACGACUUUGAGCUCGUUGACGAUCCGAAUGAGCCAAACGAGGGCGAUGAGAACUUUGAAGAUAAGAACCGCAAGGUUAUGCGGCGCCUGGAGCAUGGUGACCAAGUGCAGGCUGCGUACAACGUGUCUCGUGUCACGGGUCUCGAGGCAUGCGAAGGCCUUCUGAUAGUAGGGAAGGACGCCCUGUACAUCAUGGACAAUGUGUUCCAGUGCGCCAACGGCGAUAUCGUGAACGUGUGGCAAGCGCCGCCAGAAGAGCGCGAUCCGUUUACCCAAAUCGUCACCGGGGCGAAGACGCUCGAAAAGCGGCAGAACGCGGGCGGCCGAGAGCAGGAGUCGAGACAUUGGAGAUGGCAGGAUGUCAUCAGCAUCUCGAAACGUCGGUUCCUCUUCCGGGACGUGGCCAUUGAGAUUUUCUUCACGGACGGCCGAAGCUACCUGCUCACCACCAUCAGCACCGCAUUCAGAGACAGCUUGUUUGCAAAGAUGUUGAGCAAGGCCCCGCAUACGAGUGCCGCCCAUUCGCUCCCCAACCCAGAAGAUGCGUGGAGGUUUGACAUGCUCAAGGGGUUUGAGGACUCCCCGCAAGGCCUGGGGUCUCGUCUCGGAACCCUGUUCAACGCGUCGCCGUGGACUUCCAUCAUGAAGCGGUGGCAGCGGGGGGAAAUCUCCAACUUUCACUAUCUCAUGGUGGUGAACACCAUGGCCGGCCGGACCUUUAACGACCUGACACAGUAUCCCGUCUUCCCGUGGAUUCUGGCCGACUAUACUAGCGAGGAUCUCGAUCUGGAGGAUCCAAAGACGUUCCGGGACUUGUCCAAGCCCAUGGGCGCCCAGACGGCUAACCGCAUUCAAGGCUUCAUCGACACCUAUAGUGCGCUUGAAGAGAUUGGACAGAAGCCGUUCCACUACGGCACCCAUUAUUCAUCCGCCAUGAUUGUAUCCUCGUACCUCAUCAGACUGCCGCCGUUUGUGCAGUCCUACCUCCUUGUCCAAGGAGACAGCUUUGAUCAUGCAGACCGGCUGUUCCACUCAAUCGGCGACGCUUGGAACUCUGCCUCAUGCAACAACAAGACAGAUGUGCGAGAACUGAUACCUGAAUUCUUCUGUCUCCCGGAGUUCCUGACAAACAUCAAUGGCUACGACUUUGGCCGUCGCCAAAGCAACGGUGCUCAGGUCAAUAAUGUUGAGCUCCCUCCGUGGGCCAAGGGCGACCCCAAGAUCUUUAUUGCGAAGCACCGUGAAGCACUCGAAAGCCCGUACGUGAGCGAGAACCUGCAUAAAUGGAUAGACUUGGUGUUUGGAUUCAAGCAGCGUGGCGAUGCGGCGAUGGAGAGUCUCAAUGUCUUCCACAACCUUUCGUAUGCCGGCUCGGUCGACCUUGACCAGAUCACGGAUGUCAACGAGAGGGCAAUCUCGGCUGGCGUCAUUCACAACUUUGGCCAGACGCCUCACCAAGUGUUCCAGAAGCCUCACCCGCCCCGGGAGCAGCUCAAGUCGUCGGUGAAGAGACUGGAUACUGCCGUAUUCUCGCUGGCAUGCCUGCCAAACCCGCUGCUGGAGAGCCACGAGAGGGUUUCGACGCUUAUCUACGCGCCUAAGCUGGAUCGCCUGCUCUGCGCCUCGCCAUUCCGCCUCAACCUGCCGCCGUACGACAAGUACCUCGAGUGGGGAUAUGCGGACAACAGCAUCAGGUUCUUCUUCGCCGAUAACCGCAGGCCGGCCGGUCUGUUUGAGAACCUGCAUAUCGGCCAGAUUUCGUGCGCUGCCUUUGCCGACUCCAAAACGCUCAUCACCGCCGGAGAAGACUGCGUGGUUUCCGUACAUGCGCUGCACACGGCACCGGGCAAGGUCGUCGAGUUGAUGCCUAAAUCGAGCUUGUUCGGCCACAAGACGCCGGUGACUGCGAUUGCCGUGGGCAAGGCCUUUAGCACGUUCGUGACGGCUUCGUCAGACGGCCAGGCGUUCCUGUGGGACCUCAAUCAGCUGUCUUUCAUUCGCAAGCUGCCACUCGUGCGGCAUGUGGAGUGUGCGCAAAUCCACAAUGUGUCGGGCGACAUCAUGCUCUGCUCGGGACCUAACGUGAUCCUGUACUCUCUCAACGGCAGUCUUAUUCUCGAACAGAAUGUGUGCUCGGACUCGGAGGACUAUGUCCACUCGUGUGCCUUUUACGAAGGCGCAGGCAACGAGUGGCUGGAAAACUAUCUCAUCUUUACGGGCCAUCGUGGAGGCAUCGUCAACGUGUGGCGCAAGAGCGUGGUGGGAGGCAAGUGGACGUUGGAGCUGCUGCGACGGCUGGACCAUAUCGAUUACAACAGCGACAUUGGAGAGAACACCGCGGCUGGCAUUACUUGCAUCAGUCCGAUGCCGACGUGUGUCUACACUGGAGAUGAUGAUGGGCGAGUGUAUGAGUGGAAUUUCGCCGGCAGAGACAGGUAG